AUGAACAAAAAGGAAGAUCUUACUCAACAGAACACAUCUGAAAGUGACAAUGAUGAAGUUGAUGGCAACAAUAUAUGUGGUUUCAGAAAGAAAAAAGGAGUCAAAGUUCCUACAAAGUACAUUCCUCCUUUAGAAAAUGAGAAGAUGGAGCUGUCCCGCACCUCAAAAAACCCAGAUCCUUGUCAUCUUCAAGGAAUCACUGGUUGCUCAGAACCACAACCAGACCAGACCCUUCAAACCAUGACUAGCCUUCCUCCAUUAGAAGAGAACAGAGAGGGUCAUGGAAGUUCCCAUCCUGACAGCGACGUGCAAGAAAAGUCUGGAGAAAUCCAGGAAAGUGCUGACACUGUUAAAAGAACAAUAGGAAAAAUGCAUGAGGAAAUAGAUACACCAGCUAAAAUGGAGCAGCACACAGGUGUGCAACCUGUGAGGAGCACAGGGAAAGCUGGCUGCCCAGAGGCAGCAUGCAGAGGAGAGGCCAGUAAAAAGGCAGAGAGUAAGCAAAAAGAAUGGGAUGGGAUGGAAGAAAAAGAUGUCAAGUUUCAUGUGACAAAGAUGGGCUCCCUGGGCAGUACUGUAACCACAAAAGGAACUGACACUGUAGAGACCUUCACAGGGGCACCUGACAUUUCUAAACUAAGUCUGCAAGAGCUGAAAAAUCUUCUGAGUGAAGGUCCUCUGCCUGCUCAUCCGCCCAAUUACAGUGGCAAGGCGGGUGGCACUUUUUCUCAGAAAAAUUUGAAGCCCCGGGAGAAAACAGCUGACAAGCUGGGCCGACCCUUUGAGACAUUUAGUCCCCAUUUUGGAAAGGAGAAUCGAAAGUACCAUAGCUUCAACAAGGAGGGACUGGGGCAGCAGAGCAAACCUCUCCUGAUCCUCAGCUCUGCCGGGUCUGAUCAGCAGCAGCCAUCUGGAAGCGACAUGGAUCAGCUUAUUCUGGGACUACCAGCAGCUCCUGCACAUGCAGAAAGCACACCUCCCGAGAUUCAGUUUGACUCUGCAGGCCACGCUGCGUCCAGCAGAGAGCCUGAUGUAAACGGCCUUGGAAGUCCAACUCUCCUUCACCUCUUCUCUCAUAUUGAAUUCAUUAAGCAGCAGAUGGCCAGGGACAGCAUACAGUUUGUCAGAUUUGAAUCAAUAGACCUCCAUGGUGUGUCAAGAUCAAAGAAUGUUCCUUCUCGCUUUUUUCAUGAGAAAGCAAUUCAUGGUGUGGCCAUGCCCAGAAGCUAUCUGGAGCUGACACUGAAUCCUAAAGAUAAUGAAUUCGAUUAUAUAAACGCGACCAAUUUUAAUUGCGACAUAAUCCUGAACCCUGAUUUAUCAACAUUCCGCAUCCUGCCCUGGACUGAGCAGACUGCGAGAGUGAUAUGCGAUUCCUUCACCGUGCUGGGCAACCCCCUCAUGACCUCCCCCAGGCACAUUGCCAAGAAACAGCUGAGUCAGCUUCAGGACAACGGCUUCUCUCUCCAGUCUGCCUUCACUUAUGAAUUUUGUAUUUAUGGCAUCACUGAGGUUGUAAAUUCGAAGACAAUAUCCUUCCCUGCAGCCACGAUACUAAAUAACCAUGACCAGACUUUCAUUCAGGAGCUCAUUGAAGGAAUGUAUUAUGCUGGUGCCAACAUUGAAAGCUUUUCUUCUUCCAGUGGGCCCGGGCAAAUGGAGAUCACUUUUCAUCCAGAAUUUGGCAUAGAUGCUGCUGACAGUGCCUUCACAUUUAGAACAGGCAUUAAAGAGGUGGCUAAGAAGUAUAACUACGUGGCUAGCUUUUUCUCAGAAUCGGGCUUCUACAAUUCAGGGGCUCUGUCACAUAGCCUGUGGGAUCUGAAUGGGCAGAAGAACUUGUUUUCUGCUGGUUAUGGAGUUGAGGAGCUCUCAGAUAUUGGAAAAAAUUGGUUAUCGGGUCUGUUGGCACACACAGCAGCUAUUAGCUGCUUGAUGGCUCCUACUACCAGCUGCCGUAAGCCUUAUUCUAAAUACAGUAAAGAAUCAAAAGAGACUGUAAAUGCAAAAUGGGCAUAUAAUGAUAACAGCUGUGCCUUUAAUGUCAAAUGCCAUGGUGGAAAAGGCACUCUCAUAGAGAAUAAAUUAAGUUCUGCCACAGCAAACCCAUAUCUGGUGCUUGCUGCCACUAUUGCUGCAGGACUAGAUGGAGUGAAGAGAGGACUCAGGUAUGAUGACAUGCUCCAAGAAGAAAAUCACACUGCUGAUCUAAAACAUUCAUCAGUCCCUCUGAAACUAGAAGAUGCUCUUGUUGCACUAGAGAAAGAUUCAUGCAUUAAGGAAGCAUUAGGUGAAACUUUUAUCCGAUACUUUGUUGCCAUGAAACAUUAUGAGUUAGAAACUGAAGAAAUGGAUAGUGAAAGGAAUAAAUGCCUGGGGUAUUUUAUUUAG
Molecule: messenger RNA, 2391 nt
Organism: Merops nubicus (carmine bee-eater)
Lineage: Eukaryota; Metazoa; Chordata; Aves; Coraciiformes; Meropidae
Gene: LGSN
Product: lengsin, lens protein with glutamine synthetase domain
Exons: 4
Coding region: 1-2391 (796 amino acids)
Cellular component (GO): membrane; cytoplasm
Molecular function (GO): glutamine synthetase activity
Source: RefSeq, a predicted model, not a curated record